Molecule: messenger RNA, 4836 nt
Organism: Sphaeramia orbicularis (orbiculate cardinalfish)
Lineage: Eukaryota; Metazoa; Chordata; Actinopteri; Kurtiformes; Apogonidae
Product: collagen alpha-1(XII) chain-like
Biological process (GO): cell-matrix adhesion; heart development; nervous system development
Molecular function (GO): integrin binding; proteoglycan binding; extracellular matrix structural constituent
Source: RefSeq, a predicted model, not a curated record
AUGAAGAAACAGGUGGGUCCUCCUAGAGACCUGGUCACCAGAGAUGUAACCGACUCCAGCUUCGCCGUGUCCUGGACAGCGGCUCCAGGAAACGUCAAGAUGUACCAAGUUCGAUGGAAGUCUCUGUUUUCCGACGAGUCCGGCGAGAGAAAAGCGUCCCUGGACACCAGACGGACAGUGUUGGACGGUCUGAGCCCCGAGACGCUUUACCAGGUUUCUGUCGUCGCCGCCUACGGUUACAAAGACAGCGACGCCCUGACCGGACAGGAAACCACUGACGCGUCCGCCGCCGCUAAACAGCUGACGGUCUCGGACGAGACUGAGCGAACCAUGAAAGUCACAUGGACGCCAGCUCCGGGCAAAGUGCUCAACUACCGGCUGAAGUACGUCCCGGCCGGCGGCGGUAAAGAGGUGGCGCUGAAGAUCCCGGCGACGCUCAGCUCCACCGUCAUGAAGCGCCUGCAGCCCAUGACCACCUACGACAUCACCGUCCACCCCAUCUACAAACGAGGGGAAGGCAAAGCAAGGCAAGGAGUAGGAACGACACUGUCGCCCUACAAGUCCCCACGGAACCUCCAGACCUCCGAACCCACCAAAUCCAGUUUCAGAGUCUCCUGGGACCCGGCGCCCGGACACGUCAAGGGCUACAAAGUGACCUUUCACCCCAUUGGAAACGAUGUGGACCUGGGGGAGCUUCUGGUCGGCCCCCAUGACAACACGGUGGUUCUGGAGGAGCUCAAGGCUGAAACUAAAUAUUCUGUGGCCGUGUUUGGGAUGUUUGACGGAGGGGAGAGUUUACCUCUGGCAGGAGAAGAGAGGACCACCCUGUCCGACGCCCCCGACCCACCUCCUAUCGGCUCCUCUGACACUCAGUGUAAGACCACCGCCAAGGCCGACAUGGUGCUGCUGGUCGACGGCUCCUGGAGCAUCGGACGCAUCAACUUCAAAACCAUCCGCAACUUCAUCGCGCGGAUGGUCAGCGUGUUCGACAUCGGCCCCGACAGAGUCCAGAUCGGUCUGGCUCAGUACAGCGGCGACCCAAAGACCGAGUGGCACCUGAACGCCCACCCGACCAAAGCGUCGCUGCUGAACGCCGUGGCCAACCUGCCGUACAAAGGAGGAAACACCAUGACAGGAUAUGCUCUGAACUACAUCCUGCAGAAUAACUUCAAACCCAACGUGGGAUUGCGUGAAGACUCCCGUAAAAUCGGAGUCCUGAUCACUGACGGAAAGUCUCAAGAUGAAAUUGUCUUCAGCUCGCAGAAUCUGAGAGACAGCGGCAUUGAACUCUACGCUAUCGGUGUGAAAAACGCAGACGAGAAUGAGCUGAGGUCGAUCGCCUCCGACCCCGACGAUAUUCACAUGUACAACGUCAACGACUUCCAGUUCCUGUUGGACAUCGUGGACGACCUCACUGUCAACCUGUGCAACAGCGUCAAAGGCCCCGGCGGUGGACCGGAGACCGCCAGCGACCUGGUGACCUCCGAGGUGACCCCCUACUCCUUCAGGGCCAGUUGGACGCCCCCCGACGGCCCCGUGGAGAAGUACCGCCUCACCUACAUGAUCGCCAGCGGAGGACCCCUGAAUGAGGUUCUGGUGGACGGGGAGGUUCCCACCAUCGUCCUGGAGAAGCUGGACCCACUGACCCAGUACGUGGUCAACGUUUACUCCCUGAUCGGAGAGGAGAGCAGCGAACCCCUGACGGGCACCGAGACCACCCUGCCGUUGGCUGCACCGACGAACAUGAACGUUUACGAUGAGACGAUGAGCACCAUGAGGGUGAGCUGGGAAACGGCAGAAGGAGCCACCGGAUACAUGAUAUUGUACCGACCGAUCAACGGCACCGAGCCCAAGGACGACAAAGAGGUACGCGUCGGACCGGUUAAUAAUGUCCAACUGGUGCAGCUGACGCCCAACACGGCCUACAACAUCCGCCUGUACGCCCUGCACGGAGAGUCCACCAGCCUGCCCCUGGAGGGGACGGGGGUCACAUUGCCCAUGCCUCCAGCUGGAGAACUGAGGAUCACUGACGUUACUCACUCCACCAUGAAACUGAACUGGGACGCCGCUCCAGGAGCAGUCCGCAAGUACCUGGUCACCUACAAACCAGAGGAAGGAGACCUGAAAGAGGUGGAGGUGAACGGUGACAUCACCACCCUGGAUCUGUCCGGACUCAUCUCCCAGACCGAGUACGACGUGGCCGUCACCCCCGUCUACGACGAAGGCCCCGGAUCCCCGAUGCUGGGCAGCGCCAUCACAGAUGUCGUUCCUGCUCCGAAGAACCUUCGUUUCUCUGAGGUCGGUCAGACGUCGUUCAGAGCCACAUGGGAACACGGAGCUCCGGACGUGGCCCUGUACCGUCUGGGAUGGACCAAGAGGGGCGACAGCGAAGCCAAAUUUGCCAUUCUGAAUAACGAUGAAACCACCCACCUCCUGGAGGAUUUGGACCCCGACACCGAGUACACCGUCACCGUCACCGCCAUCUACCCGGACGAGUCGGAGAGCGAGGACCUGAUGGGGAACGAGCGCACACUGUUGAAGGCUCGAGUGCGUCCUGAUCCUCCUCAAAACCUGCGUGUUUAUAACGCCACCAUCACCACGCUCAGCGUCAAAUGGGACCCGGCGCCCGGAAAAGUCCAGAACUACAGGGUCACGUAUCAGCCGCUCGCUGGAGGAGAGCCCAACACAUUGCAGGUCGGAGGCAAAAAGACCAACAUCAUCCUGCAGAAACUUCAGCCUGAUACUCCGUACUCCAUCAGCGUGGCCGCCGUGUUUCCCACCACCGUCAGCAAAGACCUCAACGGCCAAGGACGAACCAAGCCUCUGGGCGGAGUCAGGAACCUGCAGGUGUUGAACCCGACCAUGACCACCCUGAACGUCCGCUGGGAGCCCGCCGAGGGCCGAGUGAGAGAGUACAAAGUCAUAUACGCUCCUGCCGCCGGAGGACCCGAGAACAUGGAUCUAGUGUCAGGAGGCAACACCAGCACUGUGCUGACAGGCCUGACACCUGACACCGUCUACAACGUUUCACUGGUGCCUGUUUAUGAGGAAGGAGAUGGAAUGACAAUGUCUGAAAAUGGAAAGACAAAACCUCGGGUCGGGGUGAAGAACCUGCAGGUGUUGAACCCCACCAUGACCACCCUGAACGUGCGCUGGGAGCCCGCCGAGGGCCGAGUGAGGGAGUACAAAGUCAUAUAUGCUCCUGCUGCCGGAGGAGCCCAGAGCAUGGAAAAAGUAUCAGCAGGAACCACCAAUACCGUUUUGAGAGGCCUGACCCCCGACACCCUUUACACUGUUUCACUGGUUCCUGUUUACACUGAAGGAGACGGAAAGACCAUGUCUGAAAACGGAAAGACAAGGCCUCUGGGCGGAGUCAAGAACCUGAGGGUGACCGACCCCACCAUGACCUCUCUGAAUGUGAACUGGGACGCAGCAGACGGCGCCGUCCGACUCUACAAAGUCUUCUACGUCCCAGCAGCUGGAGGCCGAGAGGAGAUGGAGCAGGUUCCCGCCGGCACCACCUCCAUCGUCCUCAGGAACUUGUCUCCGGACACUCCGUACACGGUGUCGGUGUUACCGGUGUACCCCGCCAGAGAGGGAAAACGCCAGUCAGAGAACGGAAAGACGUUGCCUUUGGGUGGAGUAGGCAACAUGAAGGUCACCAACCCGACCAUCACCACGCUCACCGUAUCCUGGAGUCCAGCCGACGGCAACGUUCAGGGCUACAAGGUCAUCUACGUCCCAGCUGAUGGAGGCAUGGAGAUAGUGGAACAAGUGUCAGAAAGCACCACCAAAACCAUCCUGGACAAACUCCUCCCCGACACCCGCUACAGCAUCACCGUGGUCCCGGUUUACGCCGAAGGAGACGGACCGAGCCUGUCCGACACCGGAAAGACCCGUCCGCUGGGCUUCGUCAGGAACCUGCAGGUCACCGACCCCACCACCAGUACACUCAACGUCCGCUGGGAGCCCGCCGAAGGCAGCGUCCGAGAGUACAUCGUCAUCUGGGUACCGACGGCAGGAGGAGAACAGGACGUGGACCAGGUCUCUGGAACCACCACCUCCACCGUCCUGAAGAACCUGGAGUCUGACACUGAGUACACCGUUACCGUGGUACCGGUUUACCCUGAGAUGGAGGGGAAGUCCAUGUCUGAGAACGGAAAGACCAAUCCUUUGGGCGGAGUCAAGAACCUGCAGGUGGUCGACCCCACCAUCAGCACGCUGACGGCGCGAUGGGAACCGGCCGUCGGAAACGUACGAAGCUACAAGGUUUUCUACACGGCCGAGCCGGGAGGAGAGCAGCAAAUGGAGGAGGUUUCAGGAGGAACCACCAGCACCGUCCUGAGGAACCUGCAGUCUGACACCGUCUACAACGUGGCCGUUGUUCCCGUCUACCCCGACGUGGAGGGAAUCCGCCAGGAGGAGAAGGGCAAGACAAAACCCUCUGGGCGGAGUCAAGAACCUGAGGGUGAUCGACCCGACCAUCAACUCCCUCAGGGUUCGAUGGGAACCGGCCGAAGGCGAACGUCCGACAAUAUAAAAUCCUCUACGUUCUGCUGCCGGGGGAACCGAGAGUGUGACUCAGGUUUCGGGGAUGACGACCAACACGGUGCUGAGAGACCUGAAACCAGACACCGAGUACAAAGUGACACUGGUACCAGUUUACACCGACGUGGAGGGAAAACCCAUGACUGAGAACGGAAAGACAAAGGCUCUGGGCGGAGUUAAGAACCUGCAGGUCACAGAUCCAACCACCAGCUCCCUGAAGGUUCGAUGGGAACCAGCGGAGGGAAACGUCCGCCAGUACAGACUGUUCUAUGUCCCUGCAGCCGGAGG